AUCUAGACCCCCUACUGGACCACCCAUCUAGACCCCCUACUGGACCACCCAUCUGGACCCCCCAUCUAGACCCCCUACUGAACCACCCAUCUGGAACCCUACUAGACCACCCAUCUAGACCCCCUACUGGACCACCCAUCUAGACCCCCUACUGGACCACCCAUCUAGACCCCUACUGGACCACCCAUCCGGACCCCCUACUGAACCACCCAUCUGGACCCCUACUAGACCACCUAUCUAGACCCCCUACUGGACCACCCAUCUGGACCCCCUACUGGACCACCCAUCUAGACCCCCUACUAGACCACCCAUCUAGACCCCCUACUGGACCACCCAUCUGAACCACCCAUCUAGACCCCCUACUGGACCACCCAUCUUAACCACCCAUCUAGACCCCUACUGGACCACCCAUCCGGACCCCCUACUGAACCACCCAUCUGGACCCCCUACUGGACCACCCAUCUAGACCCCCUACUGGACCACCCAUCUAGACCCCCUACUGGACCACCCAUCUAGACCCCUACUGGACCACCCAUCUGGACCCCUACUGGACCACCCAUCUGGACCCCUACUGGACCACCCAUCUGGACCACCCAUCUAGACCCCCUCCUGGACCACCCAUCUAGACCCCCUACUGGACCACCCAUCUAGACCCCCUAUUGGACCACCCAUCUAGACCCCCUACUGGACCAUCCAUCUAGACCCCUACUGGACCACCCAUCUAGACCCCUACUGGACCACCCAUCUGGACCCCUACUAGACCACCCAUCUGGACCCCUACUGGACCACCCAUCUAGACCCCUACUAGACCACCCAUCUAGACCCCUACUAGACCACCCAUCUAGACCACCCAUCCGGACCCCCUACUGAACCACCCAUCUGGACCCCUACUAGACCACCUCCCAGCCAUCCUCACAUUCUUUGUCGAGGCACCCAGGACAACUAACCACCAAGAUGUCGAUGGACGAGCCUGAGGAUCUGGAGAUGGAGGGAGAGGAGGGGAUAGACGCCAAGGAGCUGAAGAAGGAACUGGCUGAGUCCAAGGCAGUGAAAGUGCUGAUGUUGGGUGCUGAGGAGUCGGGGAAAAGCACCAUCGUAAAACAAAUGAAAAUCCUCCACCUGGGCGGUUUUAAUAAGGAGGAGAAGGUGAUGUACAGAGAGGUGAUCUUUGGUAACAUCCUGCAGUCAGCUCUGUCCAUCGUCAGAGGCAUGGGCAUCCUGGGGAUCAAGUAUGGAUCACCAGCCGCAGAGGAUGAGGGCACAAAGCUGGAGAACCUUUCCAACUCUACUGAAGAGGGCACCAUGCCUCCUGAGCUUGCUGAGUGCAUCAAGAAGUUGUGGCUGGACCCUGGCAUCCAGGAGUGCUUUGAGAGAGCAGCUGAGGGCUACCAGCUCCUCGACUCCGCUCACUACUUCCUCAGUGACCUUGACCGCAUCACCGUGGCUGACUUGACCCCCAAUGACCAAGACAUCCUACGGUGCAGGAUCACGACCGGCGGGGUUAACGAGGAGAGGUUCAUCUGCAGAGACAUCCAAUUCAGGAUGUUUGAUAUGAGCGGUAGAAGAGAAGAGAGGAAGAAGUGGAUCCACUGUUUCCAGGGCGUCCAUUGCGUCCUGUUCUGUAGUGCCCUCAGCGCGUAUGACCUGGUGCUGCUGGAGGACGAGGAAAUGAACCGCAUGCACGAGUCUCUCCACCUAUUCAACAGUAUCUGCAACCACAGGUUCUUCGAGGACACCAUCCACGUGCUCUUCCUCAACAAGAAGGACGUCUUCCAAGAGAAAAUCAAGCAUGUCCACCUCAAUGUCUGUUUCCCUGACUACGAUGGGCCAAAUACAUACGAAGACGCCAGUAACCACGUGAAGAUGCAAUUUGAGUCUCUGAACUUGAAGCAGGCGGAGAAACCCAUCUAUACCCACGUCACCUGCGCUGUAGACACACAGGACGUGAACCAGGCCUUCGACACCAUCACAGACAUCAUCAAAAUCAAUCUAAAAGACGCCGGGCUGUUCUGAGGCAGCUCCUGAUUGAAGAACUUCCUUCCAUCCAUCAGCCAAACCCCUUGGUUUUAUUUGGCCACUGUGCUGAAGGAGGUGGACAGUCGGUGGACAACUGUUUAUCGGCUGUCACCAUCACCACCUCCGAACCCUGGUUCCUCGGAUGCUUCCUCUACAUCAUCAAAGCCUUAACAUCAAGGCCAUUGGAUUGAAAGAGUAUCAAAACAUCAAACAAAAAAAGGCAGCAGCCAUAAGCUCUUCUUUGAGUUGAGGCAUUGGACAGGACUUAAAUUGUGGAAUGUACCUUUAAAUCCCUGAAGCUAGUGUUUUUGUCUUACCUUCAGUAGUCUCCUGUGGUCUCCAUUUGAACUUUUUUUUAAAAGUUAUAAAGUAAACAGUUGAAAUUUCAAUAUUUCAAAAUUCUAUUUUAAUAGAAUAAUAAUCUUUUACACUUUGUAAAUAAUAAACCAAUCUUUAUUUUAAGAAAGACAUCUGAAGUACUGUGAGAAAGAAGGGAUCUUGUAUUUUUGUUUUUGUGAUGUGUGGACACAUAAAAUAAAGAUGCAUAUACUUCCCUGUUCGGUUUCUGAUCGUUGAAGGUUACAAUAGUAUUAUGACAUAGUAGGGAACAUUAACCCUUUCCCAUAGUGCCGGUACACAUUUCGGAUCCCGGUACUCAUAAUAUUUUAGAGGAAAUAUUCUAUGAGGUGCCAGUACUCAAGUAGUAGAAAAUGACAGGUUCUGAUAUUAUAACACCAGCCCACUUCAAGCACUGCUUUGCCAUUGGCUGGAUUGCGAAAUACAAAAAAUACAAAUAUGGAGAUGAGCGGAGAGCUUUAGUGCCAUAAUUUAAAUGGUGGUUAAGAUCAACAACAUCAUCUGUACAAAGUCAAACUGAACCAGAAACAUAAUGUAGUUAAGCACAUCUGAUCAGUCUCCAGGGUUGUAAUUCAUUAGGGCACACCGUUUCAAAAUGUAGCAAAAAAGUUCUUAUUAAAGUCUUAUUGGACAAUUCCAGGUAUUCCCUCCCUGUUUCAGUGUAUUUUCUUCUGUUUGGGGGCCUAAUGGUGAAUAUGACCCUGGAAUGUAGAGUAUUGUUUGGGGAAGUGGUGACAGUCUAUCCCAGAUACAGUAGGUAGUGCCUAUUUGGCAACCGUUUUCUGGACAGAAUUAACGCUCAGUGGAGUUUUUUUUUGGUUCCGAACCAAUCAUAUUUCUUACUUAAACCUAACCCAACCCAUAUCCCUUUACCAUGUGGAAUUACAUACUUAGUGUCUCAUUUCUUGCAUAAACUUAACCAAAUCACAUUUGUUUCUGCCCUCAGAGGCAGAGUUGCCAUUAGAACAAGGAAAACGCCAUUCUGCAAGUGGGGUCUGAGUAUAUCUUCCCCCUCGGUAACAAGACAUUUUGUUACACACUUGAUCUAGAUCCUUGGUCAGUUCAUUCUUUCACUGAAAUUCACAGGAUUAAAAAAAAUAUCCGAAUUAAUUAUAAAAGGCCAUAAAAUAUCAAGCUGUGAAUUCCAAAAUUCUCUUUCAUGCAGGUAAUCAAUCAUUAUUGUCUUAUAAAGUGUUGUGAUACAAUUAUUAAUCUCACUUGACAAUAAUCAAUAUUCAAUGAUAUAUAAAUGUACAAUAAUGUGCGGUAGUGGACAAGAGUCCUAAAUAUAAAAAAUAUUGUUCAAUACAAAGUGGUCCAUUUUCUACAUUAUUUUUUAUUUUAAGAAUCAGAAAUAAGGAUUGUAGCCUAAAUUAAACCUCUAUUGAAGACUAUUGAAUUCAUGAAAAGAUGAAUGAUUAAAAUCUCAAAACUGUGAAGAGUUAGAGUAGGUGCAGGUCAAAUCUAUCACAUGAAUUCCUGAUCCAUACGCCAACUUCAGACCAUUAACCAAACUCAUAGAUUGCAUUUAUUUCUAUCAGAUAAUCUAAAGACAUACCGAAAUGAAAAAAACUAUUUCUACUACUUUAUACAAAUAACAUGCUUAUAAAAUACAUGUGUUUUUAAAAAAAUGGGAAAUGAAAUGAGGCGAGACAUAUGACUCAGUGAACGAAUGCAACAGAUUGGAGAAAAAAAGAAACAUAACGAAUCGUGAAAUAUUACGAUGA
Messenger RNA from Oncorhynchus kisutch (coho salmon), 4100 nucleotides. Its product is annotated as guanine nucleotide-binding protein G(t) subunit alpha-2-like. Lineage: Eukaryota; Metazoa; Chordata; Actinopteri; Salmoniformes; Salmonidae. Gene Ontology annotation, cellular component: cytoplasm; photoreceptor outer segment; heterotrimeric G-protein complex. The transcript is spliced from 10 exons. Bases 955 to 2013 code for a protein of 352 amino acids. Gene Ontology annotation, molecular function: GTPase activity; GTP binding; G-protein beta/gamma-subunit complex binding. The record is from RefSeq and is a predicted model, not a curated record. Gene Ontology annotation, biological process: detection of chemical stimulus involved in sensory perception of bitter taste; adenylate cyclase-modulating G protein-coupled receptor signaling pathway.